CUUGGGUAUGCUGUAUCUCGGAUCUCCCGACCCCACUCAAUUGUUCUUAUCUGUUCUAUCUGCCGGCUGCUUGGUUCUCACCAGUAAAAUUAACAACCCUUCUUUUCAUUAACCAAACAUCCGUCCACAUCUGUGCGGUGAUCAGUGGUGAAACCGAUAUAAGCGUUCUUGAUAAGAAAGAAUAUUCAAGAUAAUAUCUUGCGCGGCAGAGUCCUCCAUCCAAGGACGAUACAUUCAAACACACAUAUUUAAAUUCGUUUGACACCUGCAAGCCCGUCUUCUUGACUUCACAAUCGCAGACGCGUUCAUCUCACAUCUCUAAUAUCGUUGGGGGUUUGACAUUCUCCUAGAGGUCCUACCAGCAAUCAUCAUCAUACCAUGAAGCUCUGCGGUAUCAAUUUCUGUUUCCCCGGCUUCAAUGGCGCCAGGAAUGGAGCCAUCCAACUUCCGGAUGACGAUGAGUCUGACGAGAAUCUCAGCCAAGGCAUCACUCCGGUCGGCAAUAGCUCCCCAGAAUUCUUAUCCUUCCUGGCGAAAAACCCGGAAUACAACUCUCCCUUCCUCGACGAACUACGACAGAGCGACUUCAAGCGUCUUGACGAUCCGAGCCAUCCGUCCUGCUACCUGGACUACACCGGCGCAGGGCUCUAUCCUGAGUCCCUGGCGGCGUCCUUUGCUGAUCUGCUCACCAAGAAUGUCUACGGGAACCCCCACUCGACAAACCCGUCGAGCCAGUUGAGCAGUCGGGCCAACGAGGCCGCGAAGCACGCUGUCCUGGCCUUCCUGGACGCCAAUCCGAAUGUUUAUGACUUGGUCUGGACCUCUAACGCAACCGGGGCGCUUAAGAUACUUGCAGAAGGAUACCCUUAUCAAGCCGGCCAAAGCCUUGUCAUCAGCACUGAUAGCCACAACAGUGUCAAUGGGAUGCGUGCUUUUGCCGACCGAGCGGGUGCUAAAGUGGAAUACCUCGAUCUCCCGGAUGACAUGCGCGGCCUUAGGAUAUCAAGCCAUGAAUUGACUGAACGACUGUUAAAUCUCAAAGGUUCAUCCGCUUCACCAGGCCUGUUCGUUACAACCGCACAAAGUAACAUUACUGGGCUGAAAGCCCCGAUUCAUGAGCUCGUUCCAUUGGCGUCCUCACUCGGAUUCACCACCCUUCUUGAUGCAGCUGCUCUGCUGCCAACGACCAAACUAUCCCUUGAGAAGCUUCACGGCUCACUCGACGCGGUGGCCUUUAGUAUCUACAAGAUGAUCGGGCUCCCCACCGGUCUGGGCGCCCUCGUGAUCAAGAAGGAACUGCUCGAGAAGCUUCGUAAACCGUGGUUCUGCGGUGGAACGGUGCAAUUGGUACAGGCCCCGGGGGCGGCAGUGACGAUGGAACAAGGGCCAGCGCGUUUCGAGGAUGGGACCACAGAUUUCCUGUCAACCCUGAUCAUCCCACCGGCCUUCGCUACGUUAGAGAAAGCCCUAAGUAACUCGUUGGGAGCGCGGGUUGCUGCUUUGACGUUUUGGACGGUCGAUCAGAUGUCCAAGAUCAAGCAUGAGGUUGGAAAUUCGCCGUUCAUACUCGUCCGAAGUCCGAAUAUCCUGUUACCAAAGGCCGAGAUGGCUAAGCUUCACGGCGGCCUCAUUGCUUUCGAAGUCAUGGACAAAACUGGCGAGUAUGUCAGCUGUGAAGUGAUCGAAUAUGCAGCUUCACUCCAAGGAAUCAGUCUCCGGGCAGGUUGUAUGUGCAACCCCGGAGGUGCCGCUAGCAUCAUGAAAAUGAAGGAAAUGAUGAGCGAGUUACGAAGUGGCGAAACCAAGAAAGAUAUCCAAGCCAAAUGGGGUGUCCGAGCAGCUGGAGUGACAAGAGCUUCGUUUGGGUUGGCGUCCAACUUUUCAGACGCCCAUUACUUUAUCAAGUUCAUGGAAUCCUUAAGUCGGGCAGGCGAAUUGGAAAAGAUGAUGAGUGCAUUUUACAAUAAACCCCGAGACACAUCUGCUUGUUAACCGCAUCACAACUUGUGUGAGAGAGAAAAUCGCAGAUACGGUUGGUGUUUUAAAAACUUUCCUUUUUUUUGUAUGAUGUACCACUCUUUUAUGAACAUAUACCAUAGUUUCAAUGAAUUCAGUUGAUGUAUAACUAUCAAUUUUUUCCACAUUCUUGUGAUUUACGAACUGAGCAUGCUCUCUCAAACUUCUUUCAUCUCAACUUGGCUAUUUAUGAAAAUUUGGAUGAGUUUUUACAAAGAUGAAGAUAUGCUAUUCUGCCCGACAUUAUUGUCAUGCAUAAUCCGCAUUGUAAUGUGUGAUUUGAAAUCUGAAAUGAGUCGGCUCAAGUAGAAC
Puccinia graminis f. sp. tritici CRL 75-36-700-3 is the source of this 2328-nucleotide messenger RNA. RefSeq lists its product as uncharacterized. The record is from RefSeq and is a predicted model, not a curated record. Lineage: Eukaryota; Fungi; Basidiomycota; Pucciniomycetes; Pucciniales; Pucciniaceae. Gene Ontology annotation, molecular function: molybdenum cofactor sulfurtransferase activity. The transcript is spliced from 5 exons. The coding region runs from base 379 to 1992 and encodes 537 amino acids. Gene Ontology annotation, biological process: molybdopterin cofactor metabolic process.